Anthonomus grandis grandis is the source of this 3575-nucleotide messenger RNA. RefSeq lists its product as uncharacterized. Lineage: Eukaryota; Metazoa; Arthropoda; Insecta; Coleoptera; Curculionidae. The transcript has 2 exons. The record is from RefSeq and is a predicted model, not a curated record. Gene Ontology annotation, molecular function: nucleic acid binding; zinc ion binding. Bases 417 to 2495 code for a protein of 692 amino acids.
UUGGGUUGGGUUCCCCCUUGAGGAGCCGCUGGACCUUGACGCUGGUGGAGGGGGCUCAGACGGCCGUCCAGCCUUGAGCACAAAAGCGCAAGGAUGGACGUCUGUCUGCUAAGGACGGCUCGGGCGCUUCACUGAGGCGUCUCCAAAACAUGCUUCCCUAAAUUCUUCCCUACUUACCCUCUAAGGUAAUCCUUCUCCCACGGUCCGCUGCCUGGCAGCAACCACUUCUCCCCUCCGACGCUAUUAGGAAACGAGGGCUAGGAGGUUCCUUCAUCUUCCCCAUCCUUCCACACCUAAAAAGGGAAAAAAAAAAAAAAAAAAAAAAAAAAAAAAAAAAAAAAAAAAAAAAAAAAAAAUUGGACCUAUCCUAUAAUGACCCGGCUGGAAAUGGAAAAAAAAAAAAAACAAACAAAAAUAUGACAGAUACAAACAAAGGAAUCCAAGUUACGGAGCAGGGGGUCGGAUCCCCAGUUCCGGUCGGUGAUGGGGGUGCUAGGGCGGGCCCUCCCCGACCGUCAGCCAAUAACCGUCAAGUAUCAGGGGUAGGAGACCAGGCUCGGAUACUUAGCAAAGAUACUGGAAUAAACACAGACAAAGGACAGACAGCAGAAAUGAAAAAUAAAUUUCUGACAGCUGUAUUCUUGCAAAGAAGAAACUCAAUUAGUGAAGGCUGUGAGCAGGCAAAAAGAAAGAGGCUAGAGCUCUCAAUGGAAGAAGAAAAAAGCCCAUACAAACAAAGGGAAAGCCCGGAGGCAUUUGUAGUGAAUGAUGCACUAGAAGCAAUUACACAAAUCUCCAAGAAAAUGGAAAACUACAUUGAACAAAACACAAAAAAAGAAAUAAAAGAAUUAACGAUCAAACUAAAACGUCAGGUAGCUGUACUACAAGGAGCCGCAGUCCAGAAAUGGCUACAGGCACAUAGGUACAGCAAACCAGAAGUUUUGAUAUUAGACGCAGACACACAAACAAAUACACAAGACCUAGGGGGAGGAACACAAACAAGAAACAUAGGCACACAAACAGGAGCGUGGAUGACGGGAAAGGAGAAUAUACUUACCCAAAUGCCGGAAGAAAGGAACUUAAACUCAUGGAGGCAAUACAAAAAUUUAAAAUGGUCAAAUAAAUGCUACAACAGAACAGAAACUAAGAUAGGAAACCCGCUAGACACAAAAGACACCACGGUAAAAGUAGUGCUUGUGGAAAAUGAUGAUAUUCCUAUGGACAAAUACAUACAGAGACUAUACAGAAACCGAUUCCCCGAACUACGUGAAAUCGGGGAAGAAUAUGAAGUGGUAAAGCGAAUCACGAAGGUGAAGUACACAAACCGGGUGGACACAUCAUGCCAGAAAAUUGUAAAAAUAUCACUAAAGGGCACUGAAGAGGACCUUUUCGAAAAACUUAUCAGGCUUAAAGAGGAUACCGCAGACGAUGAACACGUAGCUCUACAUCAUAUCAAGAAAUGUAACCUGGAGACUCUCAGAAAAAUGUGUGAAAUGAUUUUCUACGAUACGGAUACAAAUCUGACGAUAUACACGACAAGCGCAAAUGUAAAAGAGGCUGAAAUAACUAAAAAUAAAGAGCGCUCAACGUGCGCGCUAAUAAUUGAAGAUAAAGAAGACAUAAAGACAUUGGUGACGGGUAUUAAAACAAAUUUAAUAAAUACAGCUGCAAGCAAAUCAAUAAAAUCCCUACGAACUACAAAGGAAGGGAAACUAAUAAUCGUUACUGAACAAAAUAAGGAGGCAGUGAAAUACAUCAAAGAAGCCGUAAAUAAAAAGUUUACAAAUGCUAAAAUUCGUGUUAGUGGAGUGAGGGAGACAAACUUAAAUGAGACCUUUCACGUAAGAGGCAUGGAGAUUACCACAACGAAAAACGAGAUUAGGACAGCAAUAGAGGGAAAAGUUGGGGAUCUAAAUGAAGACGAAAUAAAAAUAAGCGAUUUCAGGCCAAAUCGUGAUAACACCCUUGCAGCAACUAUUAACAUAAGUAAGGAGAAGGCGUCAAUACUAGCACAGCAUCGAUACAUAAGAAUAAGCAUGGCGAACUGCAAUAUAGAAAAAAGGCUGCAAGUUACAAAAUGCUCGAAGUGCUGGUCCUACGAACAUCACGUGAGGGACUGCGAUGGGCCAAACAGGAGUAACUUGUGUUACAGGUGUGGAGAAGAAGGUCAUCAGUCAGGAGCAUGCGUUAAGGAUGAAUUUUGUCCCCUGUGCGAUACAAAGGGACACAAGUAUGGAACAGGGAAAUGUACAGCCUUCAAAAGGGCCCUCGCUACCAUAAGAAGAUCAUCAUACGCUAAGAACCAAAGAAUACACAGCAGUGAGAAUGAAAAGACUCGGAUAAACGACUAUGAUAAUUCCACGAUACAUGACAGUAAUCAAACCGAUAAUACUGUUAAAAACACCUGUGAUAGAACAACCGACUGUGAUAGAACCUGCAAUAACCCGGGGACUAGCGACUGUGAUACUAGUCUUUCGGACCUACCUGUGAUAUAAACUCUAGAACCUAAAAAACUUUAAAACUUUAGAACUUACCUAUAUAAAACUUUUACUUAUUUGAACCUACCUGUAAUAUUUAAAGAAACUUACCUGCGAUAAAUCUCUAAAACUUUCCUGUGAAAACGUAUACCUACUUCCUAGUAGAAAACUUACCUGUGCGAUAUAACUUCUGUUUGGUGCUAGAAAACAUACCUGUGAAAAAUUUCUGCCAAUACUAAGAAAUGUCCCCACUACAAAUCAAAAUACUACAAGCAAAUACGCAAAGAAAAGUUGUUGCAGAGAAUCUGGCAGAAGCGAUAGCUCAAAGAUUGGACUGCGACAUGUUAUGUAUACAGGAACCGAACAAGAAGAAAUCAAAAAUAAGUGGACCUUAUACCUACAAAUCAAAUGAACCCGAUAUAAAUACGCUGAUAAGAAUCACAAAAACAAGCAGAAACCAAACGCUUAUUUCAAGGAUGGAGAGUUUUGACAACUUUACCUGCAUCCAGACAGGCAACAAUUUUGUCUACUCUGUAUACAUAUCACCAGCCAGUUCCAUCCAGACCUUCGAAGAAUUCCUUAACACACUCUUUCUUGAUGUAAGGCAAAAGCUGUCCCAAAGAUCAAAGGGAGUCAUUGUGUGUGGAGACUUCAAUUCAAAAAAUACGGCAUGGGGAGGCAACAAAACCGACGCGAGGGGAGAGUUACUACAUACAACAAUAAUGUCCCAAGGUCUAAUUAUCCUAAAUGACGGAAAACUCCCAACUCUGUCCCAUGACCCAUUUGCCUCCUGGACAUUAUGGGAAAAACAUUCGAAACCAUCCUCAAUGAGAGACUAAAGACUCAAAUCGAGAGAAACGGCGGACUAAACCCGAACCAAUUUGGAUUCACAAAAGGAAAAUCCACAGUAGAUCCUAUAAAAAAAAUUAUAGAGCAGGUCAAGAGGGUCCCCAGAGAGAUUGUGAGCCUAAUUUGUAUUGACGUUAAGAACGCGUUCAAUACGGCUAAAUGGGACAUUAUUGUUACAAAAUUAAAAAGACGAGGUAUCGACAAUUAUUUAGUAAACAUGAUUAUAUCCUACUUCGAAAAUCGCAAAAU